AUGCAACAAUCCAAGUUCGUGGUAGUCGAAGUGACUACCACGACCUCCACCAUGACCUUGAUACAGUAUCUGAUCACCAACGGGUUUGAUAAAUUCGCCGUCGUCUCGGAUCUCUCCGAUCAUCCGUCGCUCAAGUACAAAGUCAGUGGCGGCGGCUCGGCCGCGGCCGCGUCGCCGAACCAGCAGAACAACGGCGUCGAGAAGCAGUCCGGCAGCGGCGCCACCGCCAGCGGCACCGACCGAAAUGGCAAACCGAAGGUGUCCAUCAACGAGAUCGCGUCCGCCCUUUCGAAGAAGUACUCGCCGUCGCAGUCGAAGAACGGCUACUGUGGGUCACUCUCUCCACAAUCAGUCCUGAAAGCACAACUGAAUGGUGGAAACAACUGCAAGGCAGUCAGUGCUCUAUCACGGAUUCUGGAAGACCAAAGCCGAGCCAGCAUCCUCGAACAUAAGCAAGAGCAGGAGCGACGUGAACAGGAACGACAGCAGCAGGAGAUCCAACGGAUUAUCCUGGCUCAAGCUGCUGCCAACUGCCAGUCAUUGGGCGAGUCGUUCAGCGGCACGUUGGAGCACGACGACAGCAAUGGAUCCCCAGAGCUGGAUGAUACUGGUGUUUUGGACGCAAAUGCGCCUGGAGAUUUGAAUGGAGGGCUAGACAUAGAUGCUGCGGAUUCAAGUGACGGCGGAAGUGGCUUAGGUCCUUCUGACGAGCAAGUGCGAGCUUCGAUGAUCCACUUGCUAAACCCAGUGCUGGGCAGUGCUUUUGGGAGCUCCAUUAUCGAGGAAGUGAGCAGCGGAAAGCGAAAAGGUGAAGAAGGAGCCAGUGGUGGAUCGUCGAAGAAACAUCGUUGGAUGACAGUGGACGAGUUGGAAGAAAGCCGAUUCGGUCGAAGCAAAAGCUACGGAAGAGUCCACUGCAAGGCGACGUACAAAUGCGCGCUCUGCGGAAAACCAACGACACUGAACUCGACCGGCUCUCGGUGGAACCUGCUUCGGCACGUGAUCAUGAUUCAUUCGGAUUCGAAGCCUUACCAAUGUUGGGAUUGUGACUUUAUCGGGAUCAAGAGCAAUGUAAUCUCGCAUGCCCGCCAAACGAAUCAUCGUAGCGACGAUGCUCACGACAUUACGACCGAUGUGAUGAGAAGCGAAUGGAACACGAUGUUGCAUCAAUGCUUCCCCGACUACGUCAAAGCAAAAUCCCUCGGUUGGCAGGUGAAGCACGAAGAUGUCGAUGCCGACGCAGUUGUAGCUAAGCUAGAUUCGCCCGAAAUGAAACCCGAAGAAUAAUCCGGCCAUUUGUUGUGUACUCAAUAACUAUCCUCUCUACAAGUUCUUGCCUUUGCGAUAUGUCUUUACCGAGUUUUCAUUUAUCUUGUUAAUCUCCUACUGUUCAUUAACCGUUCUUUCGUUAUUUUUUCCGUGUAUUUGUUUUUCAUUUUAUUCGUUUAUCAUUCUGGAACUCCUCCCUCUUGCCUACAUACACAUUCACUUGCCUAUAAGUUGUGAUACGCCGAUAUAUUGCCUUUCUUGUUGCCUUGCGAAGCGAAUUCUCCCCAAGACGGGUGUCCAUUGUAAACUUAGCUAGAAGUUCAUUCUUUCACGUUCAUAAUAUCAAAACAUUGCAUAUAUAAACAGC
Molecule: messenger RNA, 1636 nt
Organism: Cylicocyclus nassatus
Lineage: Eukaryota; Metazoa; Nematoda; Chromadorea; Rhabditida; Strongylidae
Source: the annotation of a GenBank genome assembly